GGCCUUUGGUGGGCAGUGGGCAGCCCAUUAGUCAUGGAUCCCAACAGCAUCUGUCGGAAGACCAAGCGCCUGGCAGGGAAACAGGCCGAGUUGUGCCAGACAGAACCAGAGAUUGUACAAGAAGUCGCCAAAGGAGCCAGACUGGGUGUGCGUGAGUGCCAGUACCAAUUUCGUUUUCGGCGCUGGAACUGCACCAGCCACAGCAAAUACUUUGGGAAGAUCCUACAGCAGGAUAUCCGGGAGACGGCCUUUGUGUAUGCCAUCACAGCAGCUGGUGUUAGCCAUGCGGUCACCCAGGCCUGCAGCAUGGGCGACCUGCUGCAGUGUGGCUGCGAGGCAACUCGGAGCAGGGCACCUCCUCUGCCACCUGCCAUCAUGGGAUCAGAGAGCUCUGCUUGGGAAUGGGGUGGCUGUGGGGAUGAUGUUGACUUUGGCUAUGAGAAAUCCCGGCAGUUCAUGGAUGCUAAGCGCAAGCGUGGCAAAAGUGACAUUCGGACUCUUAUUGACCUGCACAACAAUGAAGCAGGGAGACUGGCAGUGAAAAACCACAUGCGGACCGAGUGCAAGUGUCAUGGCCUUUCAGGUUCCUGUGCCUUACGCACCUGUUGGAAGAAGAUGCCUCCUUUCCGGGAAGUGGGUGACCGCCUGCUUGAACGUUUUAAUGGGGCUUUUAAAGUGAUGGGGGGCAACGAUGGCAAAACACUCAUCCCUGUGGGUCGGAACAUGAAACCCCCUGACCAGCAGGACCUCAUCUAUUCUGCCGACUCGCCAGACUUCUGCAUUGCUAACCGCAAGACGGGCUCGUUGGGCACACGUGGGCGGGUGUGCAAUAGCACUGCCAUGGACAUGAGUGGAUGUGACCUGCUCUGCUGUGGACGGGGCCAUCGUGAGGAGACACUGCUCCUGGAAGAGAACUGCCUUUGCCGCUUUCAUUGGUGCUGUGUAGUUCAGUGCCGGAAAUGCACAGUGCGCAAAGAGCUCAGCUUAUGUAUUUGA
Molecule: messenger RNA, 996 nt
Organism: Thamnophis elegans (Western terrestrial garter snake)
Lineage: Eukaryota; Metazoa; Chordata; Lepidosauria; Squamata; Natricidae
Gene: WNT6
Product: Wnt family member 6
Exons: 4
Coding region: 34-996 (320 amino acids)
Biological process (GO): cell fate commitment; multicellular organism development; canonical Wnt signaling pathway
Cellular component (GO): extracellular region
Molecular function (GO): cytokine activity; frizzled binding
Source: RefSeq, a predicted model, not a curated record